This is a messenger RNA of Dipodomys ordii (Ord's kangaroo rat), 409 nucleotides long. RefSeq names its product microtubule-associated protein 1 light chain 3 beta (gene Map1lc3b). Gene Ontology annotation, cellular component: cytosol; autophagosome membrane; autophagosome. The record is from RefSeq and is a predicted model, not a curated record. The transcript is spliced from 4 exons. The coding region runs from base 1 to 390 and encodes 129 amino acids. Lineage: Eukaryota; Metazoa; Chordata; Mammalia; Rodentia; Heteromyidae. Gene Ontology annotation, molecular function: ubiquitin protein ligase binding. Gene Ontology annotation, biological process: autophagosome assembly; autophagy of mitochondrion; macroautophagy.
AUGGAAGAGUCAGUUGGCCAGCCCAGGGUGCUCACAACCUCUCCCCUUGCAGAGCAGCGAGUAGAGGAUGUGCGACUCAUCCGGGAGCAGCACCCCACCAAGAUCCCGGUGAUAAUAGAGCGGUACAAGGGUGAGAAGCAGCUGCCAGUCCUGGACAAAACCAAGUUCCUGGUGCCAGACCACGUCAACAUGAGCGAGCUCAUUAAGAUCAUCAGAAGGCGGCUUCAGCUCAACGCCAACCAGGCUUUCUUCCUCCUGGUGAACGGACACAGCAUGGUGAGUGUGUCCACGCCCAUCUCAGAGGUGUAUGAGAGCGAGAAGGACCAGGACGGGUUCCUGUACAUGGUGUACGCCUCCCAGGAGACCUUUGGAGCCCUGCUGUCGGCGUGAGGCUGCCACAGCCCGUCCC